CUUUGCCCAACUGACUCAUCGAACGUGUGCGAUGCGGAAAGCCCACACUGACAUAUAUAAGCCGGUUAGGUGCCAACCCAAUCACUAGCACCUCCCCUCUCACUACCAUGUACCACACUGAUAUCGCGAAAUUCCUUGAGCCUCACAGCGCUGAGGCCCGCGCUCAUACAAUCACCUCUGAAAGCCCUGUCGACUGGGACCGCGUCGAUGAGGGCAUGGUCGCGCUCUCAGCUUCUUACCUUAGCUUCAAGCGCUACUUGUCCCGCGAGCAGCUCAUGAUACCGCCUCGUACAAGGCGAGAUCUCGAGAGCGUUCUGCGGCGUUACAGCACAGAUGCCAUCCACAACGCCAUUUCUCAGAGCCGUGGUACAUUGCAAGCCGGCGGGUAUUCGAGGGUCUGUCACUUGGCCACGGAUUCGAUCGUCGCUGUGCUGGAUCGCGGAGAUAAUGUCCAACACUUCCUCAGCCUCUAUGCCUCUCCAUAUGACAGCUAGGCUUCUGCUUCAAGAAGCUGAACAUUGAUGGAGCCACUCUCGAUGUCUUUUCGGCUUCCUUUUGUCUGGAUUCUGCUUGCCUUUGCAUCCGUGUUUUCUGUAUUCCUGUCAAUGUAGCACUACCAUCCCAUAGAAUCAAUGUCCAAAUGUGUCCUCCAUCUGUU
Molecule: messenger RNA, 658 nt
Organism: Mycena citricolor
Lineage: Eukaryota; Fungi; Basidiomycota; Agaricomycetes; Agaricales; Mycenaceae
Source: the annotation of a GenBank genome assembly